AAGGAGACAGAAGAAGAAGCAAUAUACCGGAAGUGGAAGAAAAAAAAAUAAGAAGAAGAAUAGUAGGAGUACCAUGGCGAAAACAAGUACCGGUGUUCCUUACGGUGUUGUCCCAGAGAUGAGACAUUCCAAGAGUGAGGAUCUUCUUGGUGUUAUUCCAAAUUCAAGAUCAACUAGUCCAACUAUUGGAUUACCCAGUACUGCUUCAGAAGAUGAUUUGAUUGCUGCCAGUGCAUUGCACGAGGCUAAUGAUCGUGAUCGUGAUCGUGAUCGGCAUCAUCGUCAUCGGGUUGCUGCCGCCAUUGCUGAUAACAGAAGGUUAACAACAACAACCACUUCAUCUUCGUCACCAUCAUCAUCUAUGACUACACCUAACUUAACACCAACUACCACUCUGUUUGCUUCUAAGUUUGUUACUACACCUGCCGGACUUCUUACCGAUCGUAUCGAUCCUGAAGACUCCAUUCGUGAUAUCGUCACAGAGAAUGAUCUCUAUAGGUUUGUCCUUUUUAAACGACAUUACGACAAGUACGUGGCCCUUGCUGCAAAAUACGAGGAAGCAAAGGGUAUUGCUUACUACUUGGAGGAACGUUACCAUGAGGUUAAGGCUGAAAGAGAUAAAUUGGAAAAGGCACGUCGUUUUUUGGAGAUGAGAUUAGAGGAUUGCGAAUCCGAAUUAAGAGGUAAAGAGGACGAUCUCUUCUUACAACUGGAACGAACACUUCGAUUGGAGGAAGAAGUCGAACGUGCGAAGGUGGAGCGUGACAACUAUAUAGCAGCUCGCGAUCGUUUGGAUCAACAGCGCGAAAUUGCUUUAAAAAGAUUGCAACUUCAGCUUGCACAAAACGAAGCAACCAGACAAUCACUCGAACGGGCACGGCAGGAAGUCAUAAGACAGGCCACCGUCAUUCGAGCUGAACGAGAUGCACUCGAGAAAGAAAACAAAACGUUGAAAGAGAAGUUACGUUUGGGCGAGGACGAAUUAGGUAUAGAAAGACGUCGACGAGAGGAAGGAGUAGCAGCGCUUACGAGAGAAACAAUAACGUUGAGGCAUGCUGCAAGACAUCUAAGAGCAGCAACACUUCAUGCCACAUCUUGCCGUCGUCGUAGAAGAUGUUCCAUUUGUCUUUACGCUCAACGUACGUUCGCUGAGGUAGACGAUUAUCAGGACGAUGGUAAUCUCUUCAAGUGCCUUCAAGCGCCCUUACAAGAUUUGCGUACUUGGUUACGACCAAGUGCAACGUGUACUGCUGGUUCAGCAUGCACUGGUGGUGGUUCGUCGCGUACACCUCGAACAAGUUCACCUUUGGCUGAACGAGAAAUUGCCUACAUCGAUGACUCAAGUGUUGAUAGUAGCGGUGGUGUUAGUACCAAUGGUAGUACCGAAAUGACUACCAGUAGUAGUACUACAAGUAACAGCAGUAGUAACAGUGCUUCAGAUGAUGAGGCCUAUCCAAGUACCCUAGUUGCUGAGAUGUCAUUGUCAUCAGCUAAUUCAAAUGUACCACCCAAUAAUCGAGCAUUUUCUUCGGAUUCAGGGUUCUCCUCGGAAAUCGGAGACCGCAGAUCACGGUGUUUCGAAAAUGGUUGCAGCAGUGCCAGCAGUAGCACCGGUAGCAAGAGCAGAAAAAUCAGCGAAUCCUUCAGCAGUAGCGAGCCGGAUGAUCAGGGUACGUCGGGAGGAGGAGGAGGAUUUACCCGUUCCAAGUGGACAUCUUCCUUCCGCAGAUUGCUAGGACGCAAAUUGAAAUCGAAACAAUCAACUGCGUCCAAUAGUGGUGGUAGUUGUGGUGGUGGUAGUAGUGGUGGUACAUCGUGAACGAUCACAAUUCAUCAAUAACGUUGAAGAAUAUAUAAGUAUGAAUGUUGGUAAAGAUCGUUUAAGAUCUUUUUUUAAUCAAUUUCAUCUAACAUGUGAUUAUUUCAAAUAUAUCCCGUUUCCUUUUAAACGUUUAAUAUAAAUUUGAAAAUAACAAAAAUCUUUUUUUUCUCUUCUAAACGGUUUUCUAUUUGUUUGUUAAGGAUAUACUAAAUACGUUAUUUUGUGUUAUAAAGUAUUAUUAU
Polistes canadensis is the source of this 2064-nucleotide messenger RNA. RefSeq lists its product as uncharacterized. The record is from RefSeq and is a predicted model, not a curated record. Lineage: Eukaryota; Metazoa; Arthropoda; Insecta; Hymenoptera; Vespidae.